Molecule: messenger RNA, 4502 nt
Organism: Ipomoea nil (Japanese morning glory)
Lineage: Eukaryota; Viridiplantae; Streptophyta; Magnoliopsida; Solanales; Convolvulaceae
Product: phosphatidylinositol 4-kinase beta 1-like
Exons: 17
Coding region: 266-3655 (1129 amino acids)
Biological process (GO): phosphatidylinositol-mediated signaling; phosphatidylinositol phosphate biosynthetic process
Cellular component (GO): membrane; cytoplasm
Molecular function (GO): 1-phosphatidylinositol 4-kinase activity
Source: RefSeq, a predicted model, not a curated record
CGAAACCCCAGUGUUACCUCGGCGCAAGUUAGCACCUGCAUAUUUUUCUUACACGCGUCGAAUCUUAUAAUACGCCUCCGAUCAGCCCACCUCUCUUGCCUUUCGCAGACGACCAGUCCGUCAGAAGAGUACGACGUCGUACCUGCCUGCCUUGACGUAUACUCUCGCCUUCUUCAUUCGUUUCGCCGAUCCGAGGGAGGAAGUUGUGAAUGAGAGGAAACUAGUAUUAGGUUUAGGGUUUUGUGAAGAGGAUGGUGGUGUGACAAUGGCGAGGCUAUUGGGUUUGACGCGAGGAGAGACAGCUGAGCCUCGGGAGAUUACUCGGACGAUUCCUACUAGUGAGAGCAUCGGGGAGAGCGGGUGGCUCAUCCGCUUCUUUGAUUCCGCGUUCUUCUGUGAGUGGAUCGCUGUGAGCUACCUCUACAAGCAUGACCAUGCCGGUGUUCGGGAUUAUCUCUGCAACAGGAUGUAUACGCUGCCAAUCUCAGGCAUUGAGAGCUACAUGUUCCAGAUUUGCUACAUGAUGGUGCAUAAGCCCAGCCCCUCACUGGACAAGUUUGUGAUCGACAUGUGCACCAAGUCGCUUAAGAUUGCGCUGAAAGUGCACUGGUUCUUGAUGGCGGAGUUGGAGGACAUAGAUGAUAAUGAGGGGAUCAGUAGGAUUCAGGAGAAGUGCCAGAUUGCUGCUACUUUGAUGGGGGAGUGGGCACCCUUGAUAAAGCCUCAAAAUUCCACAUCAAGCCCCGUGGGGAAGAACCAGAUGCUUAAUAGAUUACUGUCUUCCAAGCAGAGGCUGUUAUCAUUGACUUCUUCUCCGCCAGCGUUACAGCGAUCGAUGACAUUUUCACCCAAUUCAGUAAGCCUUUCACAGCAGGAUGACAAUGGUGGAAGUAAAAUAUCAACUCCAGAGGAGAACAAGAUAUUCAAGAAGCUGAUCCCAGGUCCGAAAGUACGAGAUGCAUUGCUCUUUAGGAAAUCAGCAGAAAAGGAAGAUGACAGCGCGGAUAAGGAUAGUUUUUUCAAGAGGCUUUUGAGGGAUAGUAGGGAUGAGGACAGUAGGAAAGCAUCAGUAGAUAGAGAUGAUGAGGAAUCUGAGAAGGACAGUUUUUUUAAGAGGCUACUAAGAGAUAGUCGGGAUGAGGAUGGUAAGAAAUUGACAGGCAAAGAUGAAGAUGAUUCAGAGAAGGAUGGUUUUUUUAAGAGACUUUUGAGUAGCAGUAGAGAUGAAGAUGCUAGAAAAUCUGUGGAGAAGGAUGAAGAGGAGUCUGAAAAGGAUGGCUUCUUUCGGAGGCUUUUGAGUAGUAGUAAGGAUGAUGAGGAGGAGGUUACCACAAGCUCUGAUGGAUUCUUUAAACGUAUAUUUCGUGAUAGCAAAAAUGAUGUGGAUGACAAAGGAAGUGCAAAAUCUGUUGAAGAUGAUGAAAAUGAAGGGUUUUUCCGGAAAAUUUUUAAGGAGAGAUCUGAGGACAAGAAGGAUGGAAGUGAGAAAAAUGAAUAUGUGGAAAAAGCAAAGAAGGUUUCUGAAGAUGAUGAUAAAGAUGGUUUCUUCAAAAAGUUCUUUAAGGAGAAAUUUGAGGACAAGAAAGAGGGGACUGACAAGAUUUAUGAGGAUGGAAGGGACGACCAUGUGAAUGGUGAGGAUGAAGAGCCUUCUGAUUUUUCAUUGUUCCGACGUUUGUUUCGCGUGCAUCCUGAGGAUUCCAAACUUUCAACAGCUAAUGAAAACAAUAUCAGUGGAAAUUUGCAUGAGAGCAGUCCUGGAACUGAGAAUUUUUUUCGUAAGCUGUUUAAAGAUCGUGACCGAUCAGUAGAAGACUCGGAGCUUUUUGGAUCAAAAAGGAACAAAGAGAAACGUCCUGGCUCACCAAAGCAGCAUGAUAAGCCAACUUCUAAACCUCCACUUCCAAAUAAUGGUGUGUCACAAAUCAGGAAAGGGGCGUACCAUGAAUCCCUUGAAUUUGUGCAAUCAUUAUGUGAUACUUCUUAUGGCUUGGUAGAUGUUUUUCCCAUUGAAGAUCGUAAAAGUGCUCUACGUGAGUCACUUGGCGAGAUCAAUGCACAUGUAGCUACUGCUCAAAAUAGUGGAGGCGUGUGUUUCCCAAUGGGAAAGGGAAUGUAUCGUGUUGUUCAUAUACCUGAAGAUGAAGCUGUUCUCCUGAAUUCUAGGGAAAAAGCUCCUUAUUUGAUCUGUGUUGAAGUAUUAAAGUGUGAAACACCUAGUUUGAAAGAUGCUCCAAACAUGCAAAAGCUUUCAAAGGGAGGGAUUCCCCUGGCAAAUGGAGAUGUUUUCUUACAAAAGCCACCUCCUUGGGCUUGUCCUGUGUGGAAUGGACAGGAUAUGUACCACAGUGGUUAUGAUAGGAUGUCAAGAUCUACUUCCCAAGCAAUUGACCAAGCGAUGACUCAGUUUUGGGAUGCUAAAGUAAAAUUUGUUCGUGUUAAUCUUUCUUUGGAGAUGCAAUCAGACUGUAUGACUGAUUUUUAUAAGCAAAACAAAGAGAUUGGACCACAUGCAUCAAAGUCAAUGGAUGACUGUGGUUUGGAAUGGGUGAGGGUCACUUUGACAUCAGAGCCUGGAGUUAGUAUGGAUGAUAUAGUGGAUCAGGAACCACCGCGUCGGAAGGAGCAUCGCCGUGUUCCAAGUACUGUAGCUAUUGAGGAAGUUAAGGCAGCUGCAUUAAAAGGAGAAACACCUCCUGGACUCCCUCUGAAAGGAGCUGGUCAGGAUUCUGAUGCACAGCCAAAGGUUCCUAAUGGUGGUCUUCCCAAUUCGUGUGAUGCACUAUCUGGUGAACUUUGGGAGGUAAAGAAGGAGAGAAUACGCAAAGCCUCUGUAUAUGGGACACUACCUGGCUGGGACUUGCGAUCUGUCAUUGUAAAGAGCGGUGAUGACUGUAGACAGGAGCAUCUUGCUGUUCAACUUAUUUCCCACUUUUAUGAUAUAUUCCAGGAAGCUGGUCUUCCUCUUUGGUUGCGGCCAUAUGAAGUCCUUGUUACAUCAUCUUACACAGCACUAAUUGAAACUAUACCAGAUACGGCCUCAAUUCAUUCUAUAAAAAAUAGGUUUUCUAAUGUAACAAGUCUACGAGAUUUUUUUGUUGCCAAGUAUCAAGAAAAUUCUCCAACUUUUAAGCUUGCCCAGAGAAACUUUGUUGAAAGCAUGGCAGGAUAUUCUCUGGUUUGCUACCUUCUGCAGAUAAAAGAUAGGCAUAAUGGGAAUCUCCUGUUGGAUGAAGAAGGUCAUAUCAUACACAUUGAUUUUGGUUUUAUGCUGUCCAAUUCACCUGGGGGUGUAAAUUUUGAGAGUGCUCCAUUUAAGCUAACUCGUGAACUUCUAGAGGUCAUGGAUUCUGAUGCUGAGGGAGUUCCAAGCGAGUUCUUUGACUAUUUCAAGGUUCUAUGUAUCCAAGGUUUCUUGACAUGUCGUAAGCAUGCUGAACGUAUCAUUCUUCUUGUUGAGAUGUUGCAGGAUUCUGGUUUCCCUUGUUUCAAGGGUGGUCCAAGAACAAUACAGAACUUGAGGAAAAGAUUUCAUCUUAGUUUAACAGAAGAGCAAUGUGUGUCCUUGGUGCUUUCUUUGAUUAGUAGUAGCUUGGAUGCAUGGAGGACUCGACAGUACGAUUAUUACCAGAGAGUGUUAAAUGGGAUAUUAUGAGGUCAAAGUUGAGAGAAUAGGUGCGUUUUGGUUUUGCUGAUUGUGAAACCCAGAAAGAGGCUAUCAGCUUGUUUCCUCCUCCUCCAUGUUGGGGAUUUGCAGUAGGGAAAGAAUUCCAAAUGCUGUGAUUCUCAGUGAUUUGGUUGGAGGAGUUUAGAAGGAUUGCUGAUGAGCUUUUGGAAUUUUGUAAUUGUAUUGGUAAAAAUCACGCAUGGAGCAGCAUAGCCAUAGCCAUGUAGGGGAAGCACUCCACAUCGGGAACUUCAUUUUGUUUUCUGCAUUGCUCCGUUUCCCAUCAUUGUGCAGAAGGAUGAGAGAGAAAUUCCGAAGGAAGGAUCUUUACUUCCAAUUUAAGGAUUCAAUUCAUUGCACCCAGAUUUGGGGUGAUACUGUACAGAGUGAACUGAAAUGGAGACAAGACAGCUGUCGGGACCUUCCUGAUUGAGUUACGAAUUUGCUAUAGUUUUCUGGUAUGGUGAAGACCUAAGUUUGUACAUUUUCGUAUCCUCGAGUUUUGGGGGUUUUUUUUUUUUUUUUUUUUUUUUUUUUUUUUUUUUCUCGUGUUAAAAGCAGCAGCAUAGGAAUACAGCUUGUAAUCUUGGUUUUCAAUUCCUGUGGGUCCUCAAGCGGAGUUCUCUUUGAUGUGCUUCUAACAAGCGCUUGAAAUAACAGACUUGUAUUGUGUAUAAUAUUCUUUUUUUGGGCUACAUUUUCGUGUUUUUCGAUGAAUACCACUUUGUGUAGUUUAAAUUCAAAGUUGCCCACUUCCAUAUUGUGCGAAAUGAUGUUAGGUUGGAGUUGGCACAUGAAUCUUGUUAACGAGUGUGAACUCGGUCUUACUACUUUA